AAGACGACGCAUUUGCGUUCGAUCAGUUAUAGAGGACGGUUGCUUGCGUAGUACGAUAGCGAAUAGUGAUUUUUGUUCUCUGAUAAAGUUCUGUAGUGCAAACAAGGCUUCUUUCAAAAUGCUGAAAGUAGCACUGCUGACAGUUCUGUUCUUUUGUGGGGUCAUAGCAGAAAAAUGUGAAGAUGAUAAGCAAGAGCAGUGCUUAGCAUCUUUUGAUCAGGACAAAGAUUGGAAGUUAGCUACUACAAUUUAUGACUUUCAUGCUAAAGACAUCCAUGGCAAUGAUGUGUCAUUAGACAAAUAUCGUGGACAUGUUUGUAUAAUUGUUAAUGUUGCUAGUGGUUGUGGACUGACAGACACGCAUUAUAAAGAGCUGGUACAAUUGUAUGAAAAGUACAGUGAAAAAGAGGGUUUAAGGAUUCUAGCAUUCCCUUCAAAUCAAUUUGGUGGCCAAGAACCAGGCACUUCCCAAAAUAUCUUAGACUUUGUCAAGACAUAUAAUGUUACUUUUGAUAUGUUUGAAAAGAUUGAUGUUAAUGGAGAUGAAGCUCAUCCAUUAUGGAAAUGGUUGAAAACACAAGCAAGUGGAUUCAUCACUGGCAGUAUCAAAUGGAACUUUACCAAAUUCCUUGUUAACAAAGAGGGAAAAGUUGUUUCCAGAUAUGGCCCCACUACCAGCCCCCUUGAAAUUGAAUCCGAGUUGAAGAACUACUUUUAAGUUCUUUCAUACUUUUUCGUAAUAUUCGUUGUUUCCGAGACAAUAUCCUGUUUU
This is a messenger RNA of Habropoda laboriosa, 772 nucleotides long. RefSeq names its product probable phospholipid hydroperoxide glutathione peroxidase. Gene Ontology annotation, biological process: response to oxidative stress. The transcript has 3 exons. NCBI's taxonomy places the organism in Eukaryota, Metazoa, Arthropoda, Insecta, Hymenoptera, Apidae. The coding region runs from base 119 to 718 and encodes 199 amino acids. Gene Ontology annotation, molecular function: glutathione peroxidase activity. The record is from RefSeq and is a predicted model, not a curated record.